This is a messenger RNA of Penicillium cataractarum, 459 nucleotides long. Its product is annotated as RNA-binding protein. NCBI's taxonomy places the organism in Eukaryota, Fungi, Ascomycota, Eurotiomycetes, Eurotiales, Aspergillaceae. The transcript has 2 exons. The record is from RefSeq and is a predicted model, not a curated record. Gene Ontology annotation, molecular function: RNA binding. The coding region runs from base 1 to 459 and encodes 152 amino acids.
AUGAGCGAAAGCACUAGGCUGAAGAGCACGGUCUACGUGGGUGGUCUCGACCAAGCCGUCACGACGGAGACCUUGGCCGAAGCCUUUGUGCCCUUUGGAGAGGUGGUCGAUAUCACUUUGCCCAAGGCAGACGCACCCAACUCUGGCGACGCCCAUCGUGGCUUUGGAUAUGUCGAAUUCGACCUUCCCCAAGAUGCCAAGGAAGCCAUCGACAACAUGGAUGGCAGUGAAAUUUACGGGCGCACCAUCAAAGUCGCAGCUGCCAAACCUCAAAAGGAUGCCAACGAGGGUCUGGGCAGCAAGACCGCUAUCUGGGAGCAGGAGGGCUAUCUGGCCAAGUACGCUGUCGAUGAGGAGGACAGGCAAGCAGCCGAAGAGGCUCGACAGGCCAGCAACCGGCCACAAGAUCCGAUGCAGGGCCUAGAGCAACUCGACGUUGCAGGACCCAAGCCCGAAUGA